Molecule: messenger RNA, 779 nt
Organism: Vigna umbellata (rice bean)
Lineage: Eukaryota; Viridiplantae; Streptophyta; Magnoliopsida; Fabales; Fabaceae
Product: Ribosomal protein L25/Gln-tRNA synthetase, anti-codon-binding domain-containing protein
Biological process (GO): translation
Cellular component (GO): cytosolic large ribosomal subunit; ribosome
Molecular function (GO): 5S rRNA binding; structural constituent of ribosome
Source: RefSeq, a predicted model, not a curated record
GCUCCAGAUCCGUGCGGGAUCCGGGUCUUCUCAUUUGGUCGAAUCGGGAACCGUUUUACCUCUCAAGAUUCAUAGGGACGAAGAGAGUGGGAAGAUUCUGAAUUUGGUGUUUGUUUGGGCUGAGGACGGAAUGAAAUUGAAAGUGGAUGUGCCUGUUAUUUUCAAAGGGGAAGAUGUUUGUCCUGGUAUUCAGAAAGGAGGAAUUUUGAACAAAAUCAGACCUAGUCUAAAAUAUCUUGGCCCAUCUGAGCACAUUCCUUCAAAAAUUGUUGUGGAUGUGAGCAAUCUAGAUAUUGAAGAUAGAAUAUUCAUGCGUGACAUUGAGGUCCAUCCAUCCUUGAAGCUUCUCAGUAAGAAUGAAAACAUGCCCAUAUGUAAAGUAGUUCCAACAAGCUUGGGAAACCGAGAACCUAUUGUGGAGUGAUCACUGAGGAUGAGUACAAGCACGUUUCGAAAAAUGGAGAAGACAUGCGAUUUCCAAAUAAGCAGAGCUAACAUAUCAGUUUGGUGAUGUUUUCUAGCAUUAACGAGUACAAGCACCAGAUAUUAGAACUAUUUUGUAUGUUGGACGAAACUGACGUUUCAAUAUAGUGACUGUUUAUUUCUAAUGGAUUGUUGGUUUCCUGGUCGUAAGAGUUUGAUAUUGAAGUUCUUGAACAUGACCUGGGAUAUAGUAAUUUAAGCACGCAUCUGUAAGCACCGUUUUGCAAGUGGCAUGUCUCGGUGAAUGGUAUAUCGGAAGCACAAGCAUAGAUUCUCUGAAUUUCUCUUAUUAUUAA